Molecule: messenger RNA, 1585 nt
Organism: Colletes gigas
Lineage: Eukaryota; Metazoa; Arthropoda; Insecta; Hymenoptera; Colletidae
Product: DDB1- and CUL4-associated factor 13
Exons: 8
Coding region: 96-1433 (445 amino acids)
Biological process (GO): maturation of SSU-rRNA from tricistronic rRNA transcript (SSU-rRNA, 5.8S rRNA, LSU-rRNA)
Cellular component (GO): nucleolus; small-subunit processome
Molecular function (GO): protein binding
Source: RefSeq, a predicted model, not a curated record
UAUGUUUCGUAUGUUGUGUUGUAUUAUGGUCAGCUCAGUAACUGACCGUCAAUUAAAUAAUUGUACGUUAACUCUGAUUUUAUAUUUUUAUCAAAAUGAAGGUGAAAAUGUUAACAAGAAAUCCGGAUGAACAUAUACGAGAAACGAAACGUGAUAUUCAUAAAGUUCCUAGGAACUAUGAUCCAGCACUGCAUCCAUUUGAUGCAGCAAGAGAAUAUACAAGAGCAUUAAAUGCCGUAAAAUUAGAAAGGGUAUUUGCAAAGCCUUUUGUAGGAUGUUUGGAAGGUCAUAGAGAUGGAGUGUCCACUUUGUGUAAACAUCCUUUCCAAUUAUCUACACUUGUUAGUGGAGCUUUUGAUGGAGAAGUAAGAGAAUGGAAUCUUACUCAUAGAACUUGUGAACGUUCAGUUUUGGCACACGAUGGUAUAGUACGUGGAAUUGUAUUUGAUGUAAAUGCUGAACAUUUUAUUACUGUUGGCGAUGAUAAAACUAUUAAAAUAUGGAAAGCAGAAAGGCCACCGUACGGCGAAGAAGAUGAACCUAUAAAUACAAUUCUUAGUAAAACUAUUAUUACUGGAAUCUCUCAUCAUCGAAGACAGCCUGUUUUUGCAACAUGCGGCGAAGUAUGUAAUCUUUGGGAAGAAACUAGAAAUGAACCAAUUAAGACAUUCAAAUGGGGUGUUGAUAGCUUGUAUGACAUUAAAUAUAAUCCUGUUCAAUCAAACUUAUUUGCUGCUUGUGCAAGUGACCGUAGUAUUAUUUUAUAUGAUGCCAGAGAAACAGGUCCUUUGAGAAAAGUGUGCAUGAAAUUAAGGACUAAUAAACUAUCUUGGAAUCCUAUGGAAGCUGUAACUUUUACAUGUGCUAACGAAGACUAUAAUUUAUAUACUUUUGACAUUCGUAAAAUGUAUACUCCGGUAAAUGUACAUAAGGACCAUGUAGAAGCUGUAAUAGAUGUGGAUUAUGCACCAACUGGAAAAGAAUUUGUAUCUGGUAGUUACGAUAAAUCGAUUCGUAUUUUUGAAGUCGAUAAAGGUCAUUCUCGAGAUGUUUAUCACACGAAACGUAUGCAAAGAUUGACGUGCACCGCUUGGUCUCUAGAUAAUAAAUACCUUCUUAGCGGUAGUGAUGAAAUGAAUAUUAGAGUUUGGAAGGCAAGGGCGUCGGAAAAGCUGGGUGUGCUGAAACCUAGAGAAAGGGCAGCUCUGAACUACAGCGAAGCAUUAAAAGAAAAGUUCGCUGCACAUCCUCAGAUUAAGAGAAUUGCCCGCCAUAGACAGGUUCCAAAACAUAUUUAUAACGCUAAAGCCGAAUUACGUACAAUACGCGAGAAAAGCAGUCGGAAAGAGGCCAAGAGGCGCAUCCAUUCCAAACCGGGAGCGGUACCUUUUAUUCCAGAGAGGCAGAAACAUGUCGUCAGACAAGACUUAUAAUAAUGAAAUAUUUUGUCACAGUACUACAAAUUUUUGUACAAAAUACACAUGAUAUUUGGCCUUUGUUCGAGAUAUAGUGAUGCCUCGGAAAUUGACCGGUUGUUGUCCUCACCAGUUCCUGGAACUAGCUUUCCGAUUGCCCCGGCAGCCAG